Molecule: messenger RNA, 4408 nt
Organism: Anolis sagrei ordinatus
Lineage: Eukaryota; Metazoa; Chordata; Lepidosauria; Squamata; Anolidae
Gene: FAM171A2
Product: family with sequence similarity 171 member A2
Source: RefSeq, a predicted model, not a curated record
GGUGGCGCUGUGGCAGACGCCAGGCUGGUUCUGCGGGAGAAGCAGGAGGCGCACAAUAACCGCCGCUGCCUCCCGCAUUGGACUCUUCUUUUUUUCCCCUUCGGGGCGCGCCAUGGCCGGGUAGCGGGGAGGAGAAGCCGGUGGGGCGGCCAGGAUGCUGCGAUCGCCGGCUCUGGCCAUGCGCUUGGCCAUCCUCUGGCCCCUGCUCCUCGGUCCCGGGUGGACUGCGCGGGGGAAGGAGCCUCCGAGCCCCCAGGAGGUGGUGAUCAAGGUCCAGGUUUAUGAGAAUGGCGACUUGUCCCCACUCCCUCAAGCAGCUGUGGAAGUAUAUGGCAACCAGACAUCCCUGGCUUCAGGCACCACUGACCAUGAGGGUGUUAGCAUGCUACCCAUCAGCUAUCGCCUGGGCACCUGGGUCCUUGUGACGGCUUCCAAGCGUGGCUUUGUUACAAACUCUGUUCCGUGGCGUGUCAACAAACUACCACUCUAUGCUUCUGUCAGCCUCUAUCUGCUCCCAGAACGUCCUGCAACACUUAUCCUCUAUGAUGACCUGGUGCAGAUCCUUCUUGGUUCUCCAGGAGCUAAAAGCCAACCAUGGGCACAGUUCCAGCGCAAAUCUGCCCGCCUGCCCCGCAGCUCCACGUAUAGUCAGCUGUCAGCCUCUCUGACCGCCGCCAGCAGUGGGCCAGACAUGAGAGGAUUCCCAUCCUUCAUCGGAGCUGAAAGCAAUGGCAAUGGCAAUAACACCUGGUUGGAGCUGGUGCCCAUCGUUGCAGUCAGCGUUCACCUUUUCACUGGCAAUGGGACCGAGGUUCAGCUCUCAGACUCCGUCCAUCUCUCUAUCCCACUACCUCCAGACACAGCUGCUGCAAGCACUACCAGUGUGCCAGCCUGGCGCUUUGACCUCAAGAGCGGUCUCUGGAUCCGGAAUGGGACUGGCCUCAUCCGCAAGGACGGGAACCAGCUUUACUGGACAUUUGUCUCUCCGCAGCUGGGUUAUUGGGCAGCUGCCAUGCUGUCUCCAACAAAUGGGCUUGGAAGUGGCACAUUGGGCAUUAAAGACAUUGCCACCUACCACACCAUCUUCCUGCUUACUAUCCUGGGUGCCCUGGCAUUGCUGGUCCUCAUUCUGCUUUGCUUGCUUAUCUACUAUUGCAGGAGGCUAUGUCUGAAGCCACGUCAGCAACAUAGAAAACUUCAGCUCUCUGGGGCACUGGAUGCCUCUAAGAAAGACCAGGCUACAUCUAUGUCCCAGAUCAACCUCAUUUGCACGAGUCACAUGGAAACAGCGUCAUCCAAUGGUGACACAGAUGUCCACACUCCCAUUCUAAAAUCAGCUUUUUCUUCAUCCCGGGAAUUUGAAAGCUCUCGUGAGGAAUUCUUUAAGCAAGUAUCAAACCAGAAGGGGCGUCAUACCAGCAAGGGCUCCACAGUAGACACACUGAGCCAGCGAGGGGGCCCAAAGGAAGAUUAUCCUCGAGGGAUGGAGGGCUACUCGCUCAAGGCAGCUCGUUCCAUGGAUGUCCCUGGCACACUUGAGCCCCCUCUUCUGGAGGACUACAAGCGUGCCUAUGCACAUCAACGGGCCGAGGACAAGAUGAGUGAAACACAACGCAAGCAAGGGCGUAAUGACAGCAAGGGCUACAUGCAGGAGCCCCCAUCACCUCCACCUCUCCCACCUCCCUUUGACCAUUAUGUGGGUCACAAAGGGGAUCCCAAGCCGCCUGAAUUCAUGAUGUCACAGUCUGUAGACCACCUUGCUCGCCCCACCUCACUGAGUCAACCUGGGCAACUCAUCUUCUGCGGUUCUAUUGACCACAUGAAGGAUAACAUGUACCGAAAUGUAAUGCCAACUCUUGUCAUUCCGGCUCACUACAUGCGCCUGGCACCUUCUGAUCAGGCUCCGGGGAGCUCUGAAAACCAGUCCGAUAUGGACUCCGCUGGGAUGGGACUCCCUCACCAGUUUGGACCCCAGGACCAGCGCCAGCAGCAGCUCCUCCAACAGCAGCUGCAACAUCCACAGUUCCAGCUUCAGCAACAUCAAGGGGAAGAUGGUGAUGGGAAGGGUUGGGGCCCCCACACCCAGUCUGUCAGUGGCUCAGUCACCAUCCCAGUGCUGCUGAACGAGUCCACCAUGGCCCAGCUGAAUGGAGAGCUGCAGGCGCUGACCGAGAAGAAACUGAUAGAGCUUGGUGUGAAGCAGCACCCACGGGCCUGGUUUGUGUCACUGGAUGGGCGUUCCUCCCAAGUUCGCCAUUCUUAUAUUGAUCUCCAGGGUAAUGAGAGGAGCCGGAGCAACGAUGCCAGCCUGGACUCAGGCGUGGAUGUGAAUGAAGCCAAGCCACCUAAGCGCCUGAAAGAGGAGCGCCUAGCUCCUUCUAUGGGCCCCACUUACUCCAAGCUUGUUUUUGCCGACGCCGACACAGAGCCGAGCAGCAGCGAGAGCCGCACUGCCAUUUGCUCACCGGAGGACAACUCACUGACACCCCUCUUGGAUGAGAACACAGACCAUCGUGCUGCUACUAUUCCACGGCGUGGGCGCAGCCGUGGCAACAGCUCACGCAGCAGUAACAGCAACAGCGAACUGCGCCGUGACUCCAUGACCAGCCCAGAAGAUGACAGCAACGACCCUUCUGAAGGGACUGAUGACCAGGGAGACAAGAAGAGCCCCUGGCAGAAACGUGAGGAGCGGCCCCUCAUGGUUUUUAACGUGAAGUAGCUCACUGGAGAAUGGGCUCCAUCCUCAUGGUGCAGUGGGACGGUGUGGGGUGGGUCACCAGGACCAUGGAGAGCAUUUUUCUGUGCAAGUCUGGUGCAGUUUCUUCUUCUCUCCAUCUAGACGAGUUCUUGGCAGAACAGAAACCCAAGAGGUCUGACAACAAAACUAAACGGGACAGAGAAAGAAACGGGGCAGCCAAGCUAUGCUUCAUUCUUUUCCCAGCAUGCUCUAUGGUCACUCCAGAUGCCUGCUUUGCCCUGGGAAUGUUAGAAAGUGUCACAAGGAGGUCCUUUUCCACCAACACCAACCACUGUGAAUCAAGCAGCGUGGAACUCCAGGAACUGCAGCGACUGUAAUAGUGGCAAUAGACGUUUCGCUGCUCUGUGAUUCUCUGUCAGUUUAUAGAAGGAGGCUAGGCCUUGUACUGAGUGGUUCCAGUUCUGUUCCAAGAACCCUUAGCACUCCACCCAGCUUGGCAUUGCCAGAACUCGCAGUGGCCCUUUCCCGGACACAUUGGGAGUUGAGGUGAAAUGGAAGGCAUUUAGUGGAAUCCUUUAGCCCCACCUUGCAGUUGUGAGUGGGGAGGACAGCAUUGUACAGUUCCUUUUUAAAAUUCAGUCCUGUGGAUUUUCCAAGCCGUGGCAUGGUUUGGAGGGAGGAAGGGGCAGGUGCCCAAGGGCUCUAGGCUGAUGCCCGUCUUUACCUGUCGUGCCUCAGUUCCCUCAACGUCCUGGGUUGCAGUAUAGUGCCCAGAUGAGUGGGGAGGGGAGGGUUGGGGAGUGGGGGCACUGGUGUGGCUAACUGUACAUAUGUGUGUGCAUGCGUGUAUGUUGGGGGUGGGUGGGAGUCUGAGCCAGGGUGUGUAUGUAUGGGUAGGUGUGUCAGUUGUCUGACCUCGCUGCCAAAUGAACUCCCCAGCGGAGUCAUCUCUGUGCCCCCUGCUCCCCUUUUUUUCCUUGUGCCUGCAACUCCUCUGUCUCCUCCAAGUGCCUUCCAUCCUCAGCCUCUCCUUCCCACCCUCCCCAUCCAGGCAGCUGUGAAUGAAACCUUGGAUGCCCACAGAGGGAUGGAGACAUGCCAUCUGCUCUGAGCUGUUCAGAUCUUCCUUUCUCUCUAAUCCCUUGCCUCUGUAGCACUUGGGAGCUUGGUGGGGGAGGAGUCGUGCUGAAGGAAAUGGAGGCCGUCAUCACAUCCCCGGCUUGUAAGCCCAGCUACACCAACUGGCUAAGCCACCAGUCUGGGAAACAGCCCCAACUAGGAACAUGGUUGUGGUGGUGACAAAUAUCCCAGAGGGAGAUCAGCAGGACCAAAUAUUGGAGUGAGGGGUUGUCUGAUGGUGGAUUGGGGGUGGGGGGUGAUAGCUUAUAUCACACUUCAUGCACUGGAGGAGAGGAAUAUUUGAGGUGCCUCCUGAACAGUUCCUGGUGUACCCAAGGAGAGCAUUUGUGGAGGCCUUGCAGGCCAGUAGGAAACAUGGAGGUGAUAUCUAUAGAAAGAAAGCCACAAGCUUGCCCCAAGUAGAGUCUUUUUUUUUAACCAAACAAGAUGGGAAUAAACAGGCGUUAGGGCUGUUGUAGGUUGUUUUUGUUUCUUUUUUUUUAAGAUGGUGAGCUUUGGCAAUGAUUUUUUUUUCUAGCUCAACUUCACACCACUUGAAGAUAAUAAAUGAUGCUUUCUAGUAGAGGUGAA